GUCAGGAGGUUUUUUCGGCGCGGGCUGCCGACGAACUUCCAGCCCUUCCCCGUGUGAUGCCAUUGUCUCUGCUCGCUGCUGCCAUUGUCAACGCUCCUGUCCACCAACCCUUUCGGAGGAGGGUAGCCAACGGCAGUUAGUUUACAUUGAAGCUCAUCCAGACUGGCCGUUGGCCGAUGCGUUAUGAGGCUGCCCAAAGCUGCAUUUUCCAACUGCUCUGCUGGGUGCUGGGUCAACCAUGACCAACAACCUGGAAGAGAAUUGGAAUCUUGACGAUUGAUGACAGGUGAGAGAGGCUAAUCGAGGGCCAAGGCCUCGUUACUGCAAUAGCUGCCUGACCAUGAUGCAUGAGUGCCUCAUUCGCCCGAAUGCCAAGGCAGCCGUGAUGUCUGGUAUCAAAAGUACGCGGGCAGCCAGGCCAGGGCGUGCUAGAAACUGCGCAGUGCAGAGGCUUCGUCCCAGGAGAGUGUGACAGGACCAUCCCCAAUCACCUUGCUUGCUCUUGUGCUCUUCCCCCCCCCAUUGCGCUCAAGCGACGCUGAAAAUUCAAAAUUCCCAACCCCCAUCCCCCAUCCUCCUCUCUUCCUCUCCGGCUGCCCUACCCCAUACCGCACUGGUCCCUGCUCGCCGAUACCUCCAACAUCUACCUUCCCCCGAGCCAUGUCACUUUGAUGGUCCCCGUGUCGCCGCGCCGACAUAUCCCAUCCAGCCGCAUUGGCCCAGCAGUCGCGGGUGAGCCACUGAGGACGACAAUUGCCUUGCGCCAACCACCAGAACAGCACCGCCGCCGCCGAACCACUACCACCACCAGCGCGACUCCAACGACCCUGACCCCAUAACUCAAACCAACCUCUUCUCCUUCAACCCCUUCCACAACCACAACCACCACCACCACCGCCUCCAGUGCCCACCAGCUGCCAGAACCUCUUUGUGGCCCAGCCCCCUCCCCUCCCCGAUCUCUGGCUGAGUCUGUUGUCGGUCACGGUCUGCUGCUCCAUCGCGAUCGUUGCGUUAAGGUCGCAGCACUUGUCCCCGACCGUGUCACGUCUGCAGUUCGUCUGCUUCCUCCACUUCCGAAACACCUCCGAACUGGCUUCCGCUUUCCACGUCUUCAAUCCCCGAGACGCCCACCGCCUGCCGGGUCUAAGCGCACCGCGUGCCACAGGUGGCGACCGAGACAUUCAAUUUGCAUCUCGAAUCAACCGCUUGCACCUUCACCCGCAGCAACAGUCACCUACCUAGUCAUAUCCACCCGGCGAUAUCGCACCCUCAUUUUCUUCACGUCACCACAAGCCACGCGAAAAACACGCUACCCGACCCGAGCAGACACCAGGUCUGCUCUCCCUCCCGCCUGAACUAUGAACAACAUGGCAGGCAUGGCAGGCAUGGCAGGCAUGGCAGGCAUGGCAGGCAUGGCAAGCAUGGGCGGCCCGGUCAACGCUCCCAUGGGCAUGAUGAACAAUGGCGGCCUCGCGCCCCAAGUCGCCCAACGCCAUGGCUCUGACCAGCACAGGACGCUGCUCAACACAUACAUCUACGAGUACUUCAUCCGCUCUGGCAUGUGGGAAUGCGCCCGUGCUGUCCUCAACGCCGACAGCGACAUCAACGUCAAGAAGCAAAGUCCGGGGCAUAGCAACGGUCUCGGCGACGACCCCAUGGACACAGACUCGAAGGACCUCCUCGACAAGCGACCAGACGACCUGCCCGCGCCUAACGUGCCUGUGCAUGUCAACGAGAGUUGCUUCUUGUUUGACUGGUUCUCUCUCUUCUGGACCAUGUUCUCGCACCAAAAGACUCCCGGCCAACCCGGAGGACAGAUUGUCAACCAAUAUGUUCAACAUACUCAGGCACAAUCUCGUAUGAAGCAAGAAGAACAGCGAAACCUGCUGCGCAACAUGCGUCCCGAUGCGUACAAUCAGCAGCAGUACCAGAACCACAUGAUGCGCAUGCAAAAUGGCGCCGCCAUGAACAUGGGUGUGAAGCCGGGCAACAACCUCCAGAGGGCUGCCAUGGCCAACAACCAAAACCCUCAAACGAUGCAGAUGCUCCAGCAGAACAAGGUCGCCGGCCAGAUGCAACGCGACCCCUCCGACAUGGAAGGCAACCGGGUAAGGCCUGGAUCGCCAGCGGCGGCCGAGAAUGCACCAUCCCCAUCCAAGAGACCGCGCCUUGACGGCGGCGCCCCGUUUAAUCCCCAAGCGGGCGUCAUGAUGCCGAACGGGAGACCGCAGGGCAUGCCGGGUCAGCAGCAGGUAGGAAACGGCCCCGAUUCAGCACGAGCACUACUGCUUCAGAAUGGCAUCAACCCAACGCAGCUGAAUCCUGACCAGCUCCAGGCCUUCAUCUCUGCCUCUCCACACGUACAAGCAAAGUCUCUUGCCACGUACUCGGCUAACCUCCAACAGCACCAUGGCAACCAGAUGCCCAACAAACCCAUGGCAAACGCCGUCGGUCCACAAGGCCAGGGCUCCCCGAUGGUACCCCAAGGUCCCGACGCCCCAACUCUGAACCAAUACUACAAUCCCAACGACAUGGGCGCCGCCGGCAUGAGGCCCGUCCAAGGCAACGGGCAAGCGACGGGCGGUAGCAACCAUGCGUUGCAGGACUAUCAGAUGCAGUUGAUGCUGCUCGAGCAGCAGAAUAAGAAGCGGCUGAUGAUGGCUCGCCAGGAGCAGGAUCUUGGCACCAACAACAUGCCUCGCCCUGACGGACCCCCCGGCGGACCCCCAGGACCCAAUGCCCAAGGCUUCCAGCAGGGCACUUCCCCGCCAGGAGGCCGAAGCGGUGCUUCCCCCAACCCCGAGCAGAUGAAGCGCGCCCAGCAGAUGAACAACGCUGCCAACAUGGGCGGCUCUCCCCUUCCCGACGGAGCCGUCCAGUCCCGAAGCUCCCCGAACGCCAUGAACUUUAUGGAUGGCAACAACAUGGUUCCCAACGGAGGCCCGCAGUUUGUGAACAUGCAGAUGAACGGUGCCGGCAUGCGCCCUCCAAACUCGCACCCGAACCCGCAGUUCAACCCCCAACAGCAGCUGGCUCACCAGCAAAUGAUGGCGCAGCGCCAGGGGCAGGCCAUGCAGGGUCCGGGAAUGCAGUGGGCUCCAGGCGGGCCUAACGGACAACUCCCCGGUCAAGGACCUCCUCCUCAGAUCCAAGGAACACCAACUCAGGCGCAGCGGACGAUGGGCCCCCCAUCGGCGCCCAAUGCUGCUGCGAACGCUGCAAACUCUCGCAACGCCACAUCGUCACCCCAAGUGAGCACCGCCGCCCCCCCUACCCCACAGGCUGCCAAUAAGCCUGCGCCGAAGAAGAAGGAAACCAAGAAUUCCAAGGCCAAGACCGCACAGAAGAAGACGAACAAUAACCUCAACAACACGGCGGCCACGCCUGCUGGCGACGAGAAUGCGCAGGAGGCGCCAACACCAGCGACGCCCAUCACCCCGUCGAACCCGGCCAACUUUGCAAAGAACCAGAACAUCAACGCUGGUCCGGUGGUUCCCAACGGCCAGCCAGCUGUCCAACAGCCUCCUCCCCAAGCGCCACCAGUGGCCGGCCCUCAACAUCAGGAUCCCAACAAUUUGUACAUGGAUACAGGCGCAAUGGAAUACCCUCUUGGAUUUGCCGACCCCACGCAGUCUAACGACGUUCUGACCGAUUUCGACUUUGAUUCAUUCCUUCACGACGGCGCCAACGGCGAUGACGGUGUGGGCAAUUUUGACUUUGGCGGUACAGGUUUUGGUAUGGACGACGGGACGAACACGAUUGGCACGGCGGAUUAGGAUCUCGCUCUGCUCAUUCAACACACACCAUAAGGGCCCCGGAGUCCUGCGAAAGUCGUAUGUACGAGCUGAGGUGCUUUAUCCAGGCCCUCUCAACGCGAGUACUCUCAAGCAGCCUUGGUUGUCUUGGUCAGGAUCAGUGAGCCAUUUGGGGUUCAUGAUUCCCAUGGUCGCCUUUCUUCUGGUCUAUACUCUCUCGAUAUCAGCAGUUCUUCAAGGCUCUUUGUUUAUUCGGUUUUAUACAUGCAGCAGCGAUUUACAAUCACGCUCUUACUCUGCAACUCUCAGCACACCAUGGGUUCUUUCAGAGUCAACCGGUCAUAUUUUCUUUUUUCGGUAGUUGUUUCUCACCCCUUGUCUUUUUAAACAUUGAGAAGGAAGUAAAUGGUUUAUAUGAGCUGGGAUGCGUAUGGGUGCGGGUCGGUGUCCUGGGUUGGCUUCGCAUGCAUGGGGUGUCGGUCCUCACUCUGCUUUUGUUUCUAUUUCUCUGGUGUUUACUUUUUUUUUUCGACUCUCCCAUCUUCCAACAAACGCACUUUUCCUUUCUUUUCUUUCUGCUGUGUUUGUUUAUCUGACUUUUUGUUUGGUGGUGGAAUAAGCGUUGGACGGAAGACUGGGGUUGGUAGCGAUGGGGGAGGCAAUGGAUCUAGGAGGUCCUUUUAAUACCACAUACACUAUUUUUGUGUUCUUGUUUUUCAUUUUUGAUUUUUCGAUUUAUAUCUGUUGUUUUGUUUUGUUUCAGAACUUGAGAUAUCACACACACACACACGGUUAUCACACAUGCCCCUUUUUCUUUUCAUCUCAUUUUUGCAAAGUUUUUCGGUGUGUGUUGUUUGUAUUGGUUGUUGCAAGUCGUUGUGUAAAAGUUGCUUUUGUGUUUUGUUUUUGCUUUUUCCAUCUCUAGCUGGUUGGAGGUGGAAACUUGGGGGGGGGAGGUAAGGCGGAGAUGAGAAUGUGAUGGGUUGAAGAAAGCAAUGAAAGAGAGAGAAAGAGAGAAAAGAUAACGGGUUAUGGAAUGAAUUUAUCACCUCUUUUUAUUGUUAUUACAAACUUUGUGUUUUUUCAAUGGGGUGAAAUCGCUUUGAAAUAGGGGGGUACGAAAACAGAUGCCGGUUCGACAAACGAAGUUAUAAUGGUGGGGUUUGAGUGGAUUGGAUGGAUUUCAGGGGAGGGAAAGAAAAGGUGGGGGAAUGGUCUUGAAUUGUUAGUGGC
This is a messenger RNA of Podospora bellae-mahoneyi, 4988 nucleotides long. RefSeq lists its product as uncharacterized. Gene Ontology annotation, molecular function: protein binding. The record is from RefSeq and is a predicted model, not a curated record. NCBI's taxonomy places the organism in Eukaryota, Fungi, Ascomycota, Sordariomycetes, Sordariales, Podosporaceae. The transcript has 5 exons. Bases 1359 to 3776 code for a protein of 805 amino acids.